Molecule: messenger RNA, 261 nt
Organism: Plasmopara halstedii
Lineage: Eukaryota; Oomycota; Peronosporomycetes; Peronosporales; Peronosporaceae
Exons: 2
Coding region: 1-261 (86 amino acids)
Source: RefSeq, a predicted model, not a curated record
AUGUAUCUGAUUCAAGGCAACCUCUCACGACCCUCCUUCCUACAUGCUUUGAUUAUCCCGCUCAAGAAAAAAGAAGAUUUGAAAGACGCAAUGGACUCAAACAGUCAAACAGGAUGCACAAACGGCCGUGAAGUGAUGAAAAUUGAGAUGAAGAAUCUGGCAAUCUCAGCUUCAGCUGAAGCAGAAUCAGGUGUGGCAAUGGAAAUGAGUCGAGUUUUAUUGCUCUUAGACUUCGAUAGCGUUUAUGACACAGUAUCAUGA